AGCCUUAACUCCAAAUCAUUUUUUACUACUCAGCUCAAGUGGGGUUGUAGAACCCCCUAGAACGCUGUUGGAGCCUUCGAAGGUAACCCGCACGAACUGGAACAUGGCCAGGCAAUUAGUCGACCAAUUUUGGCGUCGCUGGAUCAACGAAUACCUUCCCACAAUCGCCAAAAGGACAAAAAGGCACAGCGAGGCAGAGAACAUCCAGGUUGACGACUUGGUGCUUAUAGUUAAUGAAGGCCAAAGAAACGGAUGGACAAGAGGACGAGUCUUGACGGUGAUCCCUGGACGAGACGGCCGAAUUCGCCAAGCAGCGAUCCAAACAUCAGCCGGAAUUCUACGUCGACCAGUAUCCAAACUGGCAGUGCUGCAGGUACAACGCGUGAGUAACGCCGAGCCGGAACCGGAAAGGCGUUACGGGUCGGGGGAUGUAAACGGCAUGGGCAGCACUGACGAUAAAACGCAGAACGGUAGCCCCUCGUCAAAAGGCAGCUACAUCUUCAGCCCUGGAGCUGACAAGCCGAGCCAUCGACGAUCGAAUCGGCUCGCGAACGUCAACAAGAAGCAAGACCACUUAAAGUAGAACACGAAGCGACACCUGCAAUUAGAAACCACCCAGACCAGCAUAGCUGAUAGCUUAGGCCUGCUUGAUUAUCGAGCUUAUCGAGAACGCGGAAAGAAGAACCGCACACACGAUAGGGUAAACUAUUAUUUUUUCAAGUACUCGUUGAGGUUAUGCCUAGUAUUCUUACAUACUAAAUUUGAAUUUACUAGUAUAGAUUUCCACACAUUUGCUCCCGACCGGUCCGCCCAAGCACCGUUAGACUGGGACCGUUGAAUCAACGCCAGGUAAUCUAGCGCUUAGUUGAUUCCAAAAAUAUGUUGAAUUUUUACACUUUGUUUUCAUGAUCGCGGACAGGGCACAUCUCGGCUCAUGCCAUCGACCUGCACGAAUAUAGACAAAGGGUACGAGGAAAAACUAGAUGUGAGUGACUAACUAAAGCUAUACUAAAAUGGAUCUAAUAAAUAUGAAUUUUCCAGCUUUGAGCU
Molecule: messenger RNA, 1050 nt
Organism: Culex pipiens pallens (northern house mosquito)
Lineage: Eukaryota; Metazoa; Arthropoda; Insecta; Diptera; Culicidae
Exons: 2
Coding region: 104-583 (159 amino acids)
Source: RefSeq, a predicted model, not a curated record